AUGCCGCCUCAGGGGUGUAAGGAGUGGUUACAUUGGUUCAAACACAAAGAAGAAUACGGCCCCAUCAGCUCCGUCACAGCGGCAGGGAACACUCUAAUCAUCUUGAACGAAGCCGAAAUUGCAUUUGACCUGCUUGAAAAAAGAGCAUCACAGUACUCUGCGCGACCGAAGAUGGUUAUGGGCCCUGAGCUAGGAGGUUGGAACCGCGUGGUGACCCUAAAAAGCAACCCGGUCGAAGUUCGAGCCCAUCGAAAGCGCAUCAACCAUCAUAUCGGCUCGACCCAGGCGUUGUCCUCCUUCUAUCCCCAGCAGGAUGUGCAGAUCAAUCAGUUUCUAUCGAAUGUGCUUUCCAAUCCCAGUGAGGUUUUGGAACAUAUCCGGAGUGUCGUUGGAGCGAACAUUUUGAAGAUCACCUACGGAUACACGGUGGAGCCCGUUGAACACGACUGUCUCAUUGAGCUGGCAGAAGAAGUAGGGGAACGAUUCAAUGUUGCAUGUCAGCCGGGGCUUUGGCUCGUUGAUAGCUUUCCCUUCUUGAGGCACAUUCCAAAUUGGGUGCCAGGAGCUGAUUUCAAACGCACGGCCGAAAAAUAUCGCAAGUUGUUGACCGCACUUGGAGAGAAGCCAUAUGCCUUUGUCCAACACCAAAUGGCAUCUGGCAUGCACACACCGUCGUUCGUUUCGAAACAACUUGAACAGGCAGGGGGAUCCCUGACUCCGCUGCAGGAGCACGAGAUUAUCUGGGCUGCUGGUGUUCUCUAUGGUGCUGGUGCGGACACGACUGUUUCCGCACUCUCAGCUUUCUACCUCGCCAUGGCGUUGCACCCCGAAGUUCAGCGCAAAGCUCAAGCCGAGCUUGACCAAGUCGUGGGAUGUAGGAUGGCCGGGCCAGAUGACAGAAACGACUUGCCCUAUUUAGAAGCUGUGAUUAAGGAGGUCCUACGCUGGAACCCUGUGGCGCCUCUUGGCGUUCCACACACCACCACGGAAGACGAUCUCUAUGAGGGCUAUCGAAUUCCCGAAGGUGCCACCGUGAUACCCAAUAUCUGGGCAUUCAUGCACGAUCCCAAGUUAUACCCAGAUCCAAUGGCGUUCAAACCUGAACGAUUCCUCCAGACAGACAACCAUAUGCCCGAACUCGAUCCGCAUAAGAUGGCUUUCGGUUUCGGUCGGCGGACUUGUCCUGGUCGCUUUCUAGCUGAUUCGAAUCUUUACCUGGCAGUCGCACGAUCACUUACUAUCUUCCAGAUCCUCAAGCCGGUGGUGAAUGGACAGGUUAUUGAGCCACCCAAUGACUUUCAGCCGGGAAUUAUCAGCCAGCCCACUCCUUUUAAGCUUGAUAUUCGACCCCGGUCGGCGGCACAUGAAUCGCUACUUAAGUCACAUUCGGGAGAGGUGAAGUCUGAGGGCCAUUCGGCGUUGUUGGACAAGAUUUGGAGUAUGCAGCAUUGA
Messenger RNA from Aspergillus melleus, 1452 nucleotides. Its product is annotated as cytochrome P450. The transcript has 7 exons. NCBI's taxonomy places the organism in Eukaryota, Fungi, Ascomycota, Eurotiomycetes, Eurotiales, Aspergillaceae. The coding region runs from base 1 to 1452 and encodes 483 amino acids. Gene Ontology annotation, molecular function: iron ion binding; heme binding; monooxygenase activity. The record is from RefSeq and is a predicted model, not a curated record.